This is a messenger RNA of Marmota monax (woodchuck), 1731 nucleotides long. RefSeq names its product serine hydrolase like 2 (gene Serhl2). Lineage: Eukaryota; Metazoa; Chordata; Mammalia; Rodentia; Sciuridae. The transcript is spliced from 12 exons. The coding region runs from base 661 to 1419 and encodes 252 amino acids. The record is from RefSeq and is a predicted model, not a curated record.
GCAGAGGUCUCCAGCCCGGCAGGGCGAGCCCGCGGGGGAAAAUGUCAGCGCCGGGCCAGAUCUGAGCAGGGUAGGCCGGAGGCAGCGCGGUGCUGGGCGGUAGCGCCCGGGUCAUGGAGUGGUGCUGCCAGCUCCAGACCCGCUGUGCAUCGCAUUCCGCUGAAUGACCUUGGGCAUGAAGUAGACCUCCUGCUAUGUAAAGCGACGAUGUGGGGAGUCUGAAUGACCUUGGGCAUGAAGUAGACCUCCUGCUAUGUGAAGCGACGAUGUGGGGAGUGGGGAGUUCGCUGUGUCAGGUGCCCAGCACCCACGUGACCCUCAGUAAAGGCUGAACCCCGUCUGUCCACAGUUUUCAUUUCCAAGCCUCCAGUUAUCCGAGGUCCAAAAAUAUCCAAUAGCAACUCCAGUUUGAAAUUGCCCACUAUUGUGAGUAACAUGAUAAAAUCUCCAGCUGCCUGAACAGGACUCACCUUCACCUUUUGUCUCUCCUAAGGUCUGCUCUCAGAGCUGAAGCUGACAGUGCCCUGGGGCCACAUUGCUGCCAAAGCCUGGGGCUCCCUGCAGGGCCCCCCAGUUCUGUGCCUGCAUGGCUGGCUGGACAAUGCCAACUCCUUCGAUAGACUCAUCCCUCUCCUCCCACAAGACUUCUAUUACGUUGCCAUGGAUUUCGGAGGUCAUGGGCUCUCAUCCCAUUACAGCCCAGGUGUCCCGUAUUACCACCAAAACUUUGUGAAUGAGGUCCGGCGAGUCGUGGCAGCCUUGAAAUGGAGCCGUUUCUCUCUCAUGGGCCACAGUUUUGGAGGCACUGUAGGCGGCAUGUUUUCCUGCACCUUCCCCGAGAUGGUGGAUGAACUUAUCUUGUUGGACGCAUCGCCGUUUGCCAUGGACAUUAAUGAGAUGGAGAACUUGCUGACCUAUAAGCGGAGAGCCAUAGAGCACGUGCUGCAGGUGGAGACCUCCCAGAAGCCCUCACGUGUGGUCAGCCCGGAGGAGAUGCUGCAGGGGUUCCUGAAGAACAACAGCCAUGUGGGUGAGGAGUGCGGGAAACUCCUCCUGCAGAGAGGAACCACCCCGGAGGCCACAGGUCUGGUGCUGAACAGAGACCGGAGGAUCACUUGGCCGGAGUACAGCUUUGACUUCAUCAGCAGGGAGCUGUUCACGCACUCCAUCCAGCAGCUGCAGGCCCGCGUCCUGCUUGUCAAAGCAGCAGAAGGAUACAGUGAUGUGAGACGGGAGAAUGAUGCCAACAGGGAGCCGCUGAUGUUUAUGCUGGACAUGAUGCGAUCCGUCCUAAAAGAGCGGUUCCAGUUUGUACAAAUCCCUGGCAACCAUUAUGUCCACAUGAAUGCUCCCCACCACGUGGCCAAUGUCGUCAGCUCCUUUUUACAGAGCAAACGCAGGAUCCCAGCUCAGCUGUAGCCUGGACCUGGGCUACGGACAUCUCACGCUCACGCUGCUCAGCCUCCACGUGGCUGGCAUGGCGGCAACAGGCCUUACUGAAAACCAAGAUGAACAGGAGAGAAUCCUGUGAUGGAGGUGGGGGAAGGGCCAAGAUUCUGACAUUAACGUUUGUGACUUCAAGGGGACAGCAUUUAGACUUAGGGUGUCUGUUUUGUAGUUAAUGACCUGUAGUGAGCUGGUAUAGGCAGAAGGAAGCUUGCCUGUCAUUUGGUGGCUUCUGAAGCCUUCUCCACUGCCAGCCUGGAUGCAAAAUAAAAUGUUCUCGCCUUC